Astyanax mexicanus (Mexican tetra) is the source of this 1745-nucleotide messenger RNA. RefSeq lists its product as uncharacterized. Gene Ontology annotation, molecular function: nucleic acid binding. The coding region runs from base 165 to 983 and encodes 272 amino acids. The record is from RefSeq and is a predicted model, not a curated record. The transcript is spliced from 5 exons. Gene Ontology annotation, biological process: DNA integration. Lineage: Eukaryota; Metazoa; Chordata; Actinopteri; Characiformes; Acestrorhamphidae.
CGCUCACUAAUGAAGAGCUGGACCACAUUGUAACUGAUGUCCACAGAAGCCACCCAAACACAGGCUACAAGCUAGCGCAUGGUCUUCUGAAAGCCAGAGGUGUACGUGUUCCAAUCUCAAGGUUGAGAGACUCUUUUCGCAGAAUUGAUGCAGAGGGUGUGUGCAUGAGACGUCUACGGUUGCAUACACUAAGACGGCGGCAGUAUUCUGUGCCUGGCCCAAAUUACUUAUGGCACAUUGACGGCCACCAUAAGCUCAUAAGAUGGAGGUUUGUGGUUCAUGGAGGGGUGGAUGGAUUCAGUCGCUUGGUGGUUUAUCUUACUGUGGCUGGCAAUAACAGAGCAAGCACAGUCCUGCAGAGCUUUCUCACAGCUGUGGAUGAGUAUGGAUUGCCAUCAAGGGUACGAUCGGAUAAAGGUGGGGAGAAUGUAGACGUUGCAGAAUUUAUGAUCAGGAGUAGAGGUACCAACAGAAACUCCCACAUCACCGGCAGAAGUGUUCAUAAUCAACGAAUUGAGAGGUUGUGGAGGGAUGUUUAUGAGCAUGCUCUAGACCUCUUCUACCAGAUCUUUGUCUCUCUGGAAGACCAUUCAGCACUUCACCCUGACAAUGAACUCCAUCUAUUUGCCUUGCAUUGGAUCUUCCUACCACAAAUACAGAGGCAUCUCAAGUCUUUCAGAGAUGCUUGGAACUUCCAUGGCCUUAGAACUGAAAGGGGUCAGUCACCACAACAAAUCUGGAGAAGAUACAGAGAGCAAAUCCCCACAGAAGACUCAACCGAGGUUAAUGAAGACUAUGGGAUUGACUGGAAUGGGCCUCACACCCUUCUUGACAACACUGUAUCUGUUCCAGAGAUCCAGCUGCUCCGUGAGCUCACUGACGAUGAACUUGCUUCUUUGCCAGUUCCAGGGGGGCCUUUGGCUUGCACAAUUGGCAUGUACUUAGAGACUGUUCAGAUUUUGUCAAGAAUCAUAGGAGACUGAAAUAAUUUGCUAUAAUUUAUUCUUGUAGCACCUCUAGAACAACAUGCAUUGCAUUUUCAACAACAGUUAAUAAAAAGCAAAACGAUAAACAUUGUGUUUUAACAGCAUGAACUUUGACAUAAUUCUUUGUUUUCUGGAACUAAAAUAAACUACUUUGUUAAACAGCCUGAUUGAUUCUAAACAUGGGUUAAUAUCUUCCUUUUGCAAGCCUAAUCUUGUUGGUCCAGACUAAGGACUUAUCAAUUUGAUCCGAGCCAAAUUACUAGGUGCACAAAGGGUGCCAUUAACCAAGGUCUGGCCCAAAUGACCAAUGUUUGGUCCAACCCAAAGAGGUGGUCUAGGGCCAGAACAACUGGACCAUGGUUGAAUCCAUCUGCAGUGUGAAAAAAACAGAUGUUUUGUGCUUUUGGACUAAUAAGAAGAAGUUGAGACAUGAUAUAAUGCAUUCAAUAACAGCAGUAGAAAAAGAACUGCUGUUCUGUAAUCACCCUCCCUUUUUAGGAACAGAAAUAAAAGUAAUUAGAGGGGAUUCUGCUACCCUCAUUCUGCUGCAGGACGGGCCUGCAGUUGGAUUUAGUACAACACCUGGAACGGUAACACUGCUUAACUGAUAACAUUCUACACAUCAAUCAGUGUUGAGUAUAGGGUAUAGGAGGACUCUGUUCACCUUGGUGAUGAUGAUAGUGUGCAGUAAAGUUGUUUAGUGCGCUCAGUCACUAACUGCAGUGUGAAACAAAAAGUAACCGGACUAAAUACAGUACA